AUGAAAGGCCUCAAGGGCAAGACUUACGAGGAACGGCUGAGGUCGUUUGGUUUGUUCAGCUUGGAGAAGAAAAGGCUGAGGGGUGACCUCAUCACCGUCUACAGCUUCCUCACGGGGGGCAGCAGAGGGGGAGGUGCUGAUCUCCUCUGUCUCGUGACCAGCGAUAGGACACGAGGAGGUGGAAUGAAGCUGUGUCAGGGCAAGUUCAGACUGGACAUUAAGAAAAGGUUCUUCACUGAGAGGUUGGUCGUUCACUGGAACAGGCUCCUCAGUGCAGUGGUCACGGCACCAAGCCUGUCAGAGUUCAAGGAGUGUCUGGGCAAUUAUGACGACUUCAACUUACAAGAUGCAUUUGAACCUACAAAGAAGCCUCUUCCAUCAAAGAUGCCACCACCACCAGAUUUCGAUGAUUUUGACUUGGAACAUGCUCUUCACCCUGAUGACCCCAAGCCUGGUCCGCCUGCAAAGCCUAGAGACACUGAUAACCCCAAGCAAGGUCCACCUGCAGAUCGUAAAGACACUGGCAACUUUGAUGAUUCAGAUCUAACUGGUGGCAGUUUACCAAAAGGAGGAGGCGAUGCUGGUGGCAGCAACGAACGAAAGGGCCCAAGUCCAAAUAGUGGUGAAGAAGCUGAAGCUUCUCAGGGAGCAAUAGCUGGAAUUGUAAGUGCUGUGGUUGCUACUGUAAUUGGAGCAGUAUCUAGUUUCAUUGCUUACCAGAAGAAGAAACUCUGUUUCAAACAAAGCGCAGAUGAAGAGAAUGUGAAUAUGGAAAGUCAUCGGGGAGCGCAAUCUGAGCCACCUGGUAAGAGAAGAAUCUAG
Molecule: messenger RNA, 822 nt
Organism: Opisthocomus hoazin
Lineage: Eukaryota; Metazoa; Chordata; Aves; Opisthocomiformes; Opisthocomidae
Source: RefSeq, a predicted model, not a curated record